AUGGCUUUGCACAACACUACUCUAUCUCAUCCCCUCACUUUCCUCCUCCUGGGAAUCCCUGGAUUGGAAAACAUGCACUGUUGGAUUGGUUUUCCUUUCUUUGCUGUGUUCCUGACAGCUGUACUUGGGAAUAUAACUAUCCUUUAUGUAAUUCAGACAGAACACAGUCUUCAUCAGCCCAUGUUCUACUUCCUGGCCAGUCUGUCAUCUAUUGACCUGGGCCUGUCCACAUCCACAAUCUCUAAAAUGCUUGGAAUCUUCUGGUUCAACCUGAGAGAAAUAUUAUUUGAGGGAUGUCUCCUCCAGAUGUUCUUCAUUCACCUGUGCACAGGCGUGGAGUCAGCUGUGCUUGUGGCCUAUGACCGCUACGUGGCCAUCUGUAAUCCUCUUCGCUAUACUUUGGUGCUGACAAACAAGGUAGUUUUCAUCAUUGCUUGGGUCAUCCUCCUAAGACCGUUGGUUUUUGCCAUACCCUUUGUCUUGCUCAUCUUGCGGUUACCAUUUUGUGGACACCAAAUCAUCCCCCACACAUACUGUGAGCACAUGGGUAUUGCACGCCUGUCCUGUGCCAGCACCAAGGUCAACAUCAUCUAUGGCUUGGUGUGUGCCAUUGUAGCCAUUGUCAUCUCCUAUGUGCACACCCUCCGCGCUGUGUUUCGGCUGUCUUCUCAGGAUGCCCGGCUCAAGGCACUCAGCACCUGUGGAUCUCAUGUAUGUGUCAUGUUGACAUUCUACACUCCCGCUUUCUUUUCAUUUAUGACUCAUAGGUUUGGCCGGAAUAUACCACGGUACAUCCACAUUCUUCUGGCCAAUUUUUAUGUAGUCAUUCCACCUUCUCUCAACCCUGUAAUCUAUGGAGUCAGAACUAAACAGAUUAGAGAACAGGUACUGAAAGUGUUUUCCAGGAAAUAA
This is a messenger RNA of Meriones unguiculatus (Mongolian gerbil), 912 nucleotides long. Its product is annotated as olfactory receptor 52E1-like. The record is from RefSeq and is a predicted model, not a curated record. The transcript has a single exon. Gene Ontology annotation, molecular function: G protein-coupled receptor activity; olfactory receptor activity. Lineage: Eukaryota; Metazoa; Chordata; Mammalia; Rodentia; Muridae. Bases 1 to 912 code for a protein of 303 amino acids. Gene Ontology annotation, cellular component: membrane. Gene Ontology annotation, biological process: G protein-coupled receptor signaling pathway.